Molecule: messenger RNA, 1909 nt
Organism: Daucus carota subsp. sativus
Lineage: Eukaryota; Viridiplantae; Streptophyta; Magnoliopsida; Apiales; Apiaceae
Product: probable pectate lyase 1
Exons: 6
Coding region: 84-1316 (410 amino acids)
Molecular function (GO): pectate lyase activity
Source: RefSeq, a predicted model, not a curated record
UUGCACUGCAUCCUUCACUUGACUAGGAACAACUCUCUCUGUCUAGAGGGAAUUGAAUAGGAAUACUUCAUAUUCCGGUGACAAUGGAGGUCCCCACCAAGUCGAUUUUUGUUUCUGCAUUGGUGCUUUUACUACUCUUCGUAGGAACUAUGGCCUCUGUUAAAGAUGACCUCUCAAACAAAUUACCGGAAGAUGUUGAUGGGAAUGAGCAUGCAGUUUCUAACCCGGAUGAGGUUGCUGCCAUGGUUGAUAUGAGCACCCGGAACAGCACUGAGCGGAGAAAAUUGGGGUCUUCCACCUGUGGAACAGGCAAUCCCAUAGAUGACUGCUGGCGUUGUGACCCCAACUGGCAUCGCAACCGUAAGCGCCUUGCUGAAUGUGGCAUUGGUUUUGGCCGAGACGCCAUUGGAGGCCGUGACGGUCACUUCUAUGUGGUAACUGAUUCUAGUGAUCAUGACCUUGCUAAUCCCAAACCUGGUACUCUGCGCUACGCUGUAAUUCAGGACAGGCCUCUCUGGAUUGUUUUCAAGCAUGACAUGGUGAUAAAACUGUUCAAGGGACUUAUUAUCAACAGUUUCAAAACGAUUGAUGCUCGAGGGGCAAAAGUCCACAUUGCUUAUGGAGGGUGCAUAACCAUUCACUAUGCCACCAAUGUUAUUAUUCAUGGUCUACAUAUCUACAACUGCAAGCCCACUGAAAAUGCUGACGGAGAUGCCAUUUCCAUCUCUGGAUCAAGCCACGUCUGGAUUGAUCAUAAUACGUUAUCUAAUUGUACAGAUGGCCUUGUUGAUGCUGUCAUGGGCUCAACCGCUAUAACAAUUUCAAAUAAUCACUUCACCCGUCAGAACCAGGUUAUGUUGUUGGGGCACAGUGAUUCCUAUGUGAAGGACAAGCAUAUGCAAGUAACUAUUGCUUACAACCGUUUUGGGGAAGGCCUUGUUCAAAGAAUGCCAAGAUGUAGACAUGGGUAUUUUCAUGUAGUUAACAAUGACUACACUAACUGGGAGAUGUAUGCAAUUGGUGGAAGUGCGAAUCCUACCAUCAACAGCCAAGGAAAUAGAUACCUUGCCCCGAUUAAUCCUUUUGCAAAGGAGGUGACAAAGAGAAUACAAACACCUACUGAGCACUGGAACGGUUGGAAUUGGAGAUCAGAAGGUGACUUGUUACUCAACGGAGCCUACUUCACUCCGUCUGGAGCAAAAGCUACAGCCAGCUACGCCAAAGCUUCAAGCUUAGGGGCACAAUCUUCUUUGAUGGUUGGUGCAAUUACUUCUGGAGCUGGCGUUCUUCACUGUCGUAGAGGCCAUCAGUGCUAGUAAUCACCCAGUAGAUCCAUAAAAGUUCCUCAUUCGUCUUUUUACCCCUCUCUUCAAAGUCUCUGUGAAUUCCAUAUUUACCAAUAUGCAUGUCUUAGGCUCUUAGCUCACCUACAAUUUAGUAGUCCGUCUUUAUAAUUAUAUUUGGCAAGUGCACAAUUAUUGCACAUGUCAAUCGUUUAUCCUCCCUACAAAUCUUCUUCAAAUCAUGGUUGUGCAACCUCAGCCAGUGCUUCAACUAAAUCACUAAUCUCAUUCAAGUAGUGCAGAAGUGUAGCGGUUUUCUUAUCUUUCUGUUCUCUUUUGCUUUGCCCUUCGAAUCCUAAAGCAUUCCUUUCGUCUUCCUACUUACUACCCUUCUUGCUACAACUAGCUUACUGUCCAAACUGAUCUAUCUCUGCAACUGGGCAAGUACAUCACAGUGUGUUGGCAUUUGGAUAUAUAAUAUAGGAACAAAAUGGGUUCCUCACUAGCUAUGAUUUGUUAGGCUUUAUUCCAUGGACGUGUAAAUUAUGUAAUUGUGAAUAUAAGAGGUUGUUACAGAAAGAUUAAGGUUUUGUAAUUUUAUGAUGCUAUACACUGCAUUCUUACUU